Messenger RNA from Neodiprion fabricii, 1602 nucleotides. Its product is annotated as protein mono-ADP-ribosyltransferase TIPARP-like. NCBI's taxonomy places the organism in Eukaryota, Metazoa, Arthropoda, Insecta, Hymenoptera, Diprionidae. The coding region runs from base 336 to 911 and encodes 191 amino acids. The record is from RefSeq and is a predicted model, not a curated record. The transcript is spliced from 3 exons.
GUAUGUAUGUUGCAUCUAGACGCUUCUGAUUGUGAUAAAAGGAUGAGACAGCGAACGCUAAUAACGCUAUACUCGGUCUCACUCGCCACCUAUGACGUGAAGUGUGACACGUUGCAGCAACGCGUGGUUAAACUUUGACCCGUCAGCUUCGAAACGAAAUUAAACUAGGUGCUCAGCAUUCCAGUACCCAGUUUAUUCUUCAGCCGCAGACUAAAAUCCUUCCUUGCAGCAUCGAUCGGCCAAGUUAUACGUUGCGUUGGUUCGAGCAUUUCUUCGCCUUCCCUGUAUCUUCAAACUUAUUCAACGAAGGCCGAUUUUAAUUCUCGUCAGCAACAAUGGACCUGUUCAACAAAGCAAUGCACAGCAACGACUUCGGUUUACGAAGAUAUUAUCCGUGGUCGGGGUACAUUAAUCACGAGCCGUGGGUUACUGGCCGCGUAUCUAACAGGGAACGGAAAUACGUCUGGUCCCAUAUGCAGGACGUAUUUUGGUGGGACGAGAUGACCGUCAAAAGGAUUGAGAACCCAUUCCUCUGGGCACGAUAUGCCUUACGAUACGAAGAAAUGAGGAUCGACUCUGCAUCUAGAGAUGUGUCGGAGGAGAUUGUGAUACAUGCUACAUCCAUCUCGAGUGCCUAUGAAAUAGCUGACAAAAAUUUUAACUGGAGACUGGCGAAACGCUGUCGCUUUGGUCACGGAGUCAGUUUUGCAAGGGAUGCAGACUAUGCAGAGGCUCAUGCUAGUGACAACGAGGCCCACAUAAUAGCUGGGAUCCUUGUAGCUAAUUGCGAGAUUGGUAAUUAUGGAACCCGUAUUCCAUCGUACUUCUCAGAUACGACGGUGAACCGUCAAGAUAGCGUAUGCGUCAAAUACAAUGACAAUGAGUUUUAUCCGUAUUACAUAGUUUAUUAGACAUGAAACGCCACAAGUAAUAUCCUAAUAGAAACUAACAUUAUCUAACUAUGAUAGUAAGAUAGAAAAUAAUAGUAUUUAGAUAACAUAUGAUAGUAAACAUCAGUAUAUAAUUAUAUUACGAAUAUAUAAGUAUGCUAUUAUAAAACUGUGAUAUGCAUAGUUUCUUUAACCUAUAAUUAAGGGUGAAUAAAAUGGUAUUUUUUCAGUUGAAAAAAUGUUUGGAUUUCAUCAAUAUGUGUGCAAAUUAACGAAUCAUACCAAACUAAACCAUCCUCAAAAUUAAAAAUUCGCCAUCAGUCGAGUAAAACCCGUAACACCUUACGAGUAGAGUAUUCGAAUGCACAAAUCUACAUCUAGACUUAUUCAAUUAAGUUUCCUUACUGUCAUUGGUAGGUAAUUGAACGUUUAUAAAAUUAUUGAGCCUGAAACAGGUUUGAGAAUGCCAUAAUUUUCUCAAUUCAUCGACUUUUACAUCAGCUCUUAUGGGCAUAUAAUCAGUAAUUACAAAUUACAGAGAAUGGCUGAAUCCACAGAUCCGCUGGCUUAGUGCACCAUAGUGCAUACGACUAAACAUGGUUAAACAUGCAAGACAAUCAACUAUCAAUAGUAAUUGCGUACAAUUAUGCUGUUACCAUCUCGAAAACUCUGUAUCAUCCAUUGAAAUUCUCUAAUCUCCAGUACACCAACC